UCAUAGCAACUGGCGAUAAACAAUAAACAGAAACCUAACCAAAUUAAAAAUGCGCAACGUGUUCUUAACGAUAUUAACGAUCUUCCUCUACACUUGUCGUAUAUUUGCAUUCUAUAUCAAUAUGAUAUUUAUACAUACCAUUAUGUAUAUUUCUAAAGUAAUACUGUAAUAUGAAUUAUAUACAUAUGCAGAGAAUAUAUGGAAUCAUAUCAAUGAUAUGAAACAUGACUAGCGAUUUAGAAGUAGACGAUGAAAGCAUUACUAUAACGUAAAAAUGAUUUCUUGGUAAGAACUAUAUAUCACUUGUACUUUUUACUUACAACUUCAUAUGUGAGAGGUUGUCCUAAAACAUUGAAUUAGAAAAAUGAAAUUUGGCAGUACCUUAGACUUAGAAGACAGAACGAGGUAGCGGAACUAAGAUGGAUUCUGCACGCAGUGGGGGUGUUAUAGAGGAGCAAGGCAGUGAUGAAGAUCUAUCACCUGAUGCAUUGGUUAGACAAAAUUAUGAACUCCGUCACCGGUUGGAAGAAGAGGCUGCAAGUUACAAAAGACGUUUGGACACAUAUCGACAGGCCCAGCAACAUCAAGCAGCUCUUGUUUCACGUUUACAAGCUAAAGUUUUGCAAUAUAAACAGAGAUGUUCAGAACUGGAAAAUCAAAUGGCAGAAACUAUUCCGUGUGACACUACUAGCAAAUUAACAGCUGCUACUGUAUCUUCUACUUCUGUGUUAGAUGCUGCCCAUCAGACACUCCGGGACUUACGUGAGGAACAAAUUCAUGACUUGGAUACUGCUUUAAAAAAACUUGGAGAAGAACAGCGAAAGUGUGAAAAGCUUUUGCAGUUGAAUGCAUCCUUGAAAGACCAGCUAGAAGAAUCUCACCAAACGAACGAGACGUUAACUAAUGACCUGCAAAAACUAAGCAACGACUGGGAUAUAUUGCGCGAGGAAUUGGCAAUUAAGGAGGAUGAGUGGAAAGAAGAAGAACAGGCAUUCAACGAAUAUUACACUUCUGAGCAUAACAGACUACUGAAUCUUUGGCGUGAUGUUGUGUCUGUUAAAAGAUUGUUUGCGGAAAUGAAAUCUGCUACUGAAAGAGACUUGUCUAAACUACGCAAUAAAAUCAUCACAUCAUCUAAUGAGAUUACAUCGGCAUGCAAUACUACAAGCUUUGCCAUAAAACUGCAAGCAAAUACAAUGCAACCUAUGCCGUAUCAGAAGAUACAACAACAAGAAGAAGGACAAACUACGUCUGAUUUGAAAAUAGAAAUUGCGGCACUUAAACAACAAUAUGAUACUGCUCAACAUGAAAUUCGUACGAAGGAAGACCGAAUAAAUCAACUCAUUCGAGAAAUCCAUAAUUUAGAAGAAAGAUGCGGUGUUUCGGAAGCAGCAGUGACCCAAACUGCGCGAAUGCAGGAAGACAUCGAAGUUCUGCAAACAGCAUUAAGAGAUAUAGCGCAUGCCGUGAUUCAGGAUGCCGAAUCUCGGGAUAUCGAUGCCAAACAGGCACCUCCACACAUUCACCUAUCACCUAGUGGGCCAAUCCCGCAGAGAUCGCCGAAGAGAGGUGCAAGAAGUAGUACCAUACCUGCAUUUGCUGAAAGUACCAUAAGCGCGGUACAAGCAGCUCUGCACAAGUAUCAAUUGACUAUACACGAGUUACAAGUAAAACUGCAAAUGAACAAGGAGCAGCUUUUAGCAAUGCGCAAACAGUGCGACACGGCGGAGGAGAACGCUAAAUCUCUAAACGUAAAAGUUGCAGAGCUGAUCUCUCAAUUGGAUACAUGUCGUUCGCAAUGUACUCAGCUGAAUCAAGAGAAAGAAAUGUUGCAGAAGGGUCUUGACACAAUAAGAUUGGAGAAGAACGCGUUGGAUAAAAAUAGGGUGGAACUUAAUAGUAUGGUAGAAGCCCUUAAUAACGAUUAUGAUAAACUUCAGAAGACAAACAAUAAAUUGCAGAAAAUGUGCGACAGUUUGGAAGAUGAGAAAUUGUAUCUGCAAAAUGAGCUUAGUAGAGUAUCAAAGGAUGCUGACUUAAGGGAAUUAAGUUUACGGUCAGAGGAAGAUAGAUGCAGUAAAAUGAGAGAGGAACUACUGACAUUGCGAGAAGAUUUAAGUAAGGCUUAUCUUGCCAAGGAUAUGUUGGAACAGCAAAAAUUGGAAACUGACGGAUUAAUUUCUCAGAUAGAAAAAAGCAAAGGUGAUCUUGAAUUGGAACUGGAGCGGAUAUUGCUCGAAAAGUCGGACGUACAGGAAAUUCUGAUAAAAAUAGAAACAAUGUGCUCUAAUCACGAGCAGGAUAAGCAAAGAUUGCAAGAAGAAUUAAAAAAGAUGACAGACGAAAAAAAUAAGCUCGCGAGUCAGUGUAUCGACCAACAGGGCGAUUUGAAUUCAUUGAGAAAAGAGUUGCUACAAGCAGAGCAAACUCGGCUUGAUAUAGAAUCUGAGAAAGUCACAUUGAACGAAAAGAUUAAAUUUCUCGAGAUAGAAAAAGAAAAGGUCGAGAUAGAGCUGGGUCAAGUGACCCGCGAACGUGGGGAUUUGAGUAAUCAAUUGUCAGUUUUGGCGCGAAAAAAGGAAACGUUAAAUGAAGAGCUUAUGAGAAUUAGGCAAAGACUAGAACAAUCCAACGAGAUGAAUGCGCGAAUAAAUAGAAAUUUGGAGGAUCUCGUGAAAGAUAACGAGGAAAAACAGGUGCUUCUGGAGACAAAUGAGAAGGAAUUUCAAAGGUUGCAGGAGCAACUUGCAUCAAUGCGCACCGAGAAGGAAACAUUAGAAGGGGUAUUGUUUGACACCCAAACCAACUUGGAAGCUACACACGUGAGGAAGACGCAAUUGGAGAAAGAACAAAAGGAGUUGUUGAUAAAACAGGAAAGUUUGAAGGGACAAAUCGCACGAUUAACGAAAGAAUUAGAAAACAGCGAGAAACGUGCGCAGGAUAUCAAACAAUCGCUCACGCAACAGAGUGGCGAUCAGGUUGCAGAAUUUCAACAAAUUAUAUCCAAUAUGAAGAAGCAAUCUGAAGACAAUAUCAAAAAAGUGAACGACGAAAAGGAACAAGUAAGGAUGAGCUUGGAAAAACGUCUGCAGCAGUCUUUGUUGCAACUCGAGGGAGAGAAGAACGAAGAGAUUAAUCAGUUGCAACAGAGAAUCGAGGAGUUGCAACAACACAUAGAGAAUUUAUGCAAACAACACGAAGAAGUGCUCCUUAGAGCCGAAAAUGAUAAGCAACAAGCGCUCCUUAUAGCUCAUCAUGAUCAGCAGGCUUUGCUAGAAAAACUGGAAACUAUCAUACGUGAAUUAGAGGAAGAGAAGAGCAACUUGGAUCGUGUUAAAAGGGAUGCCGCGUCGCGUGCCGAGCAAGAACGUAAUAAUACAAAUCAACUGCGUGACGAGUUAAAUCGCCUCAGGACGAAAUUAGACGAGACGAAGUUGAGAGCAGAUGAGGAGAAGAUGAAACUCGAUCUGAAGAUAGAGGAGCUUUGGAAAGAGCGCGAAUCCAUACAGAGAGAAGCCGAAGAGCUGCAAGUUCAGUUGCACAUGGCGGAGGAUAAAGUAGAUGGACUGCAAAAUCAGUUGCACGACACCAUCAGAAAACUGAAAGACGCCGAUAAUAUCAACGAAACGCUACGUAAGGAGCUGGUGGAUAUAAGAAGGCAAUUGGCAGACACCACGUAUGAAAAGGAGAAAUACAACAACAGCAAUAAGGAGUUGCGGGAACACGUGAAACGAAUCGAGAGCGAAAAAAGAGAACAGGGGAGAACGUUGGAGGAACUAUACCAGAAGAUAUCGGCGCUGGAGGACGCGAGAACAAACAUGGACGUCGAGAGGACGCGUCUGCAGACGCAAGUGCGCGACAUGGAACGCGACGCGCUGCAGUUGCAGCAACAACUUCGCUUCACGCAGGAUGAAUUGCAGAAGUGCCACGAGAACAACGCUCAGGCUCAAAACGAGGAAAAAGAGUUGCAAUCGAGAUUGGCCAACGAGACCGAGGAAAGGGAGCGAAUACAGCUGCAGCUGCAUCAAGUGAAGAAACAGGUGGUUGACUUGGACAACAGUUUGGAGGUCACACGGCAAGAACUGGGACGAUUGCGCACACGAGCAGACGAGGAAGACGAGAGGUGGCACGCCCGUGAACAAGAGUUGUUGGUGCGCCUCGAAGAUAGCCGUUGUCGCGAGAGGAAGCUGGAAGAUCAAAAGCACAAUCUGGAAGUAUGUCUAGCCGACGCGACGCAGCAACUACAAGAGCUGAAGGCACGUCUUGGCGGGUCCGAAGGCAGAGUAAGAGCUCUCGACGCUCAAUUGUCGCAGUUGGAAAGCUCGAAGAAGGAGGUGGAGCAGAAGUUGAGCAGCGUGGGCUCCACGUUGCGUCGUAUCGCUGGCAUUCAGAUGGAUGGGAGUGUGAACAUGCCGUUCAAGCUGAUGAGUCCUUCGCGGCGAUGGAGCCCGGCACGCGCGCAGGAUCAUGGUGACACCAGCAGGGAUGUCAUAGUGGACGUUGAUCCUGAAGCCGUCAGGAAAGGCGUACGGUCGCUGAUGCAGCAAGUCGCCCAGAUCGAGCGUGAGAGGGAUGACUAUAAGACGGAAUUAUGCAGCAUGAAAAAGCAACUGACGGAAUCGCAGGAGAAUCAAAGCAACACAGACAUUAAAGUGAACAGUCUUCUGGCUAACAUCCGUACGCUCCAGGAGGAGAAGAACUCCUUGGAGGCGAAACUGACUCAGAAGCAAACCGGUUAUCAAGCCCAACUCGAAGUGCUCCAACAGAAAACAGAAGAAUGUGAACAGUUAUAUGAGAAACUUACAACUCUCGAAUUAAAGAUCAGCACGGAAACAGAAGAGAAAUCUCAGUAUGAGGACAAGCUAGAAAAGAUGAAACAAGCGUUAAGCAGAUUGGAAACGGAAAAACGCGCUCUUCAGGAAGAGGUUGGCCGCAGCGAGUCCCGCGCGACCAAAUUGGAGUUACAGAGAAUGUCCAUGGAGGGGGAUCUCCAGAGGUUGCAGAUGAUGCUGCAGGAGAAAGACGUGCAAGUCCAGAAACUGCAGGAUCGCACGGAUGCACAAAGCCGCACCAUGGCGAGUUUGGAAGAGCGCUGCGUGUCCUUGAAAUCCACCAUAGAGCAACUGAAUCUGGCAUUGGAGAAAGCGUCGGCGACGGAAAGCGAACUUAAGGGUGAGAUCAAUCUACUGCAACGUAAUAUCAUGGAAAUCACCACUUCCUCGCAGAACAACAACGAAAGGCUGAAGCAGCUGCAGAAACAACUCUCGAACACGGAGAACGAUCGCAGAGUAUUAUCCGAGCGUUUGGAGACCGCUCAACAAACCCUGAGCGACUUGAGACACACGAACCAAUCGUUGACUGAUCAGAACGCCCGAUUGCAGAACGAGUUGGCGAACAACGAAGUACAACGAUCAGCUUUGGAGUCGCAGUUAAGGUUAUCCAGCUGGCCGCAAGAAGGCAGCGUGAGUAAAGAUGAAGAGCUGCUGCGCCAGUUGCAAACUGCUCAGAGGGAGAGAAGCGAGAUGAGAGGAAAGGUGGAUGCUCUAAGCGAUAAGGUGAAGCUGCUGGAAGCUGACAAGCGUAACUUGGAGCGCCAAAUCGCCUCAGCCAAGACCAACAUCAUCCGCAGUAAGAGCUACGAACGUCCUGAAAAAGCGCAUGUGGAGCUUCUGGGUACAAGUUACAGCCUCGACAACUUGGAACAUGAGAAUAGAGAGCUGAGAUUGAAGGUACGCAGACUGGAGACCCAACUGGCGGAGAAGGAAGCCGAACUGAUACGAGUGAAAUCGACGCACGUCCACUCGCACUCGCUGUUAGACAGUAGUCGAGACAGAAGCGGCGAGUUGGAGCGAAUCAGAGCCGCGCAGUUGCAGGCAGAAAAACUGCUGGAAGCGAGAGAACAGAGCCACCGUCAGCAGGUGUUGCGUUUGGAGAAUCAGAUACAACUGUUACGAGAACAACUGAAUCAAGAGAUAAAGCGCAGACAGUUGUAUGUUUUACGGAGCUCGCGAGCCGGCAGAGAGAUGCAGCAGCUGCGACAAGCACUGGGUGACUCGUUGAGGACCGUGGCGCAGGAUCCGUCGUUGGACGCGGUGCUGUUGGAGCAUGAGGCGCGGAAAUUGGACUCUACUUUGGCGAGUACCGCCAGUUUACCGCCGUCAUUAGCACUACCUGCUCCACCGUCUUAUGACAGAUCCAGCACUCCGUCGCAGCUCAAAUAACGCAAGAAAUAGAUCAUCGACUGAAUUUUCUGCGAUAACUGCCAAUGUAUAUCGAGUGAUACUUAUGUAUUCGCUCGUAAGUUAUACCUUUUUGAGAAUAUGUAAUGCAAUAAUGCGCCGCAGCGUAUUUGGGAAUAUAAUUCGGUGUGUACGCUCGUCGAGGGGAUUGCAUAUCAAGUUAUUAGAAAGAGAGCAUGUAGUGUCAUUGAUUGUAUCACACGAUGAACUCUACGAAUUAAUAGUGCUUCUUGACAUUUUACGAUUAUAAGAAACAAAACCUGCAGAUUUUUCGAUGAUGUUACUUCGUUUGAUAUAUAAUCUUUAUAUCAGACAUAUUAAAUUUGUACCGAAUUUUUUUAUACAAAUUUUUAUGCUUCCAAUGAUCAGGAGAUGUUGGGUCUGUAAGUAUUUCCUGUAUUUCAUUGAUGCGCAUGAGAUACGUAGCAGUUUCUGUGACAUAUGUGAAUUUUGUGAGACAUACUUGGCCAAAUCAAUAAUUUUUACAAUUUUCUUUCAUCACAUGAAUUCUUAUUUGUUGACCAUUAUGUAAAAGCAAACUUAAUCAGUGAUUAAUGCGCAUGGAAAUCUCAUCUCAUUCACGAAUAUGAUCCAUAACAUUUACUAAAGCGUACAUACAUAUAUACAUAUGUAAUCAUUUAACGUUUGAACAACGAAAUUGUUAAAACAAAUUAUAUACAUAUGUACUAGUCUAUAAUCCGUCCAUUAGUGUUGUUACUAGUCAAUUUAAAUUUACAAAUUUAUUUAUUUUAAGAAGAGAGAAAUAUGUUGAACAAUAUCAUAUCUCAUUUUGUCUGGAAGACAAUUAAGAGAAAAAAGAAGAGAUGUAUUAAAAGAGUAAGGCUUGUAUGCUUGUGAUUUGUGUAACGAGAAGUAUGCUUAUAAUGUAGGCGGCAACAGAAAAGAAAACGAAAAAAAAUGCUAUGUUUAGUCUCGUCCCGAGACCAAAGAAAAUCAGCAAACAAGAGCAUUGUAGAGAUAUGCUUCCGAUUAACUGGUAGACACAGAGCCAUUGUUGAGCCAUUUUAUGUAAAGUGUAGAGAACGGUAUGCUGCUAACAGAACAUUAAAAACUGCUGGUGAGCAUUAAAAGUACAGACAUAGAUGACAAAGGGUGGACUGUGUCUGUUCUUUAUUAUUAAGAAUAUAGACAUCCAGUCCUAUGCACUAUAUGUAGCCUGCCUCGGUUGAGCUGUCCAGCUUAUGAUACAAGAAGAUGGUUGAGAGUAAUAAAAGAAAUAUCGUUUAUUCGUACAUCUGCAAUACGAGGUUUAUCGAUCGUAAAAUCUGAAUGUUAGAAACUAAUCGCUGAAAACUUUUUUUAGUUGGUCUAUUUGUAUCUUUGUGACUGAAAGAAUAUCUUAUUAGGUUUUCUUGGAGAAAAAACUGUAUUUUCAAUCAGUCAUCUAUCAUAUGCAGCUCAUGAGUCGAGCAUCGUUUCAGCAAUACAUUGACUUUAUACAUGUAUUUUAAUGACGUUCAAAAAUUAAACUAUUGAAAUUUAUAAAGCAAAAUGGAGCUUUUAAAUUUGAAAUUAU
Molecule: messenger RNA, 7776 nt
Organism: Harpegnathos saltator (Jerdon's jumping ant)
Lineage: Eukaryota; Metazoa; Arthropoda; Insecta; Hymenoptera; Formicidae
Gene: Root
Product: ciliary rootlet coiled-coil, rootletin
Exons: 15
Coding region: 420-6221 (1933 amino acids)
Source: RefSeq, a predicted model, not a curated record